GGGUGCUGUUUUGCUCGCUGUGUUUUGAUCGCGAUACCGAAAAGUGCUUUUUAAGUUUAUUUAUCUGCUAUCAAAAUGGGUAACAAAUCAUCUCUCUUGUUGCGUGAGGAAGAAAUUGCCCAAAUUCACGAAGAAACUGGAUUUACACCAAACCAAAUAGAACGACUGUACUCUCGCUUCACUUCGCUUGAUCGUAACGAUUGCGGAACGUUGUCGCGGGAAGAUUUCCUGCGCAUCCCGGAGCUGGCCAUUAAUCCGUUGUGCGAACGUAUCGUCCACUCGUUCUUUGCCGAUAGCAACGAUGAUCGGGUUAACUUCCGCCAGUUCACCCGUGUCCUUGCACACUUCCGACCGAUCAAGCCGAACAAGGAGAACCGUCUGAACAGCCGCGAAGAGAAGCUCCGGUUUGCGUUCAAGAUGUACGAUCUUGAUGAUGAUGAAACGAUCUCGCGCGACGAGCUACUUAAUAUUCUGCAGAUGAUGGUAGGAGCCAACAUUAGCCAGGAUCAGCUGAACAGCAUCGCCGAGCGUACAAUCAUGGAAGCGGAUACCGUGGGAGGGGGCAAAAUUUCAUUCGAAGACUUUUGUCGCGCAUUGGAACGAACGGAAGUGGAGCAGAAGAUGUCGAUCCGCUUCCUCAACUAGAAGAGGAUACGAAGGUUCUACGAACAAAGAUCCAAACGAUCCAUGACCGCGGCAGCGGGGCAUGGGUUGCUUCUUCCUCAUUCCUGUGUGUAGAUAUUAGUUAGAAAAUUUCCAGAGGCACAAAACUUAUUCUUU
Anopheles funestus (African malaria mosquito) is the source of this 780-nucleotide messenger RNA. It is a transcript of the gene elm, whose product is annotated as calcineurin B homologous protein 1. Gene Ontology annotation, molecular function: calcium ion binding. The transcript is spliced from 2 exons. The record is from RefSeq and is a predicted model, not a curated record. NCBI's taxonomy places the organism in Eukaryota, Metazoa, Arthropoda, Insecta, Diptera, Culicidae. The coding region runs from base 76 to 645 and encodes 189 amino acids.